Linnemannia hyalina is the source of this 864-nucleotide messenger RNA. Lineage: Eukaryota; Fungi; Mortierellomycota; Mortierellomycetes; Mortierellales; Mortierellaceae. The record is from the annotation of a GenBank genome assembly.
AUGAGUAUCUUUCAACCGCGAUCAAGGACAAGCAGCGCCGUCAUGGGCGGAGUCGUCUCCUCGCAGCAGCAACCCAUCUUCCAGCCACAGCCCCAGCAUCACCAUCUGGCUGCCUCCUCCUUCACUUCCUCUCACCAAGAUACGUACGGCAACUCAAUAGACCACCAGGACCAGCAAGGGCAACACCAACAGUAUCAGAACCAGAACCAAAACCAGCACCAGAACCAGCGAUAUGCCUCUGCCAGACCAUCGGCUGCAGCGCGGCCACAGCUGUUUUCAGAUUUUUUCCGUCGAUACGAACUCAUGAUUGAAUUCACAAACCUUCGGAACCCUCACCACUGUCCUUCAGGACUGUAUGUCAUGCCAGCAGCCGACAACAUGAAUUUGUGGUUUGGUACUCUUUUCGUGCACAAGGGCUACUACCGUAAUGCGGUGUUCAAGUUCCAAUUGACCAUCCCAAACGACUACCCCGACAGUCGUCCAACAGUGCACUUUCUGAGCGACAUGUGGCACCCACUGAUCGACAACCACGGCCAACUCGCCCUCCAAUACCAAUUCCCGCAAUGGCGACCUCAUCGGGAUUACCUCUUCCACGUCCUCCACUUUAUCAAGGCGGUGUUCAAAAAGUGCGUCCUUGAUACCAUCGUCGAGAAGCAGGCGGUCAACAAGGAAGCCUAUCGCAUGUACCGUAACGAGAACACCAUCUUCGCGAAGUUGACUCAGCAGCGGUCCCAGCUCUCGAUCACGGAGAAUAGUCUUUUUGAGAACUACCCGGCCAACAAUUCCAUCAGGUUUGGACCGCUAAGUGAUGAAGAGUUUGGUGAGCUCAAGCAGAAAAUGAUCAACAGUGCAGUGUCCAAGUGA